Molecule: messenger RNA, 2751 nt
Organism: Xylaria bambusicola
Lineage: Eukaryota; Fungi; Ascomycota; Sordariomycetes; Xylariales; Xylariaceae
Exons: 5
Coding region: 1-2751 (916 amino acids)
Source: RefSeq, a predicted model, not a curated record
AUGGCUUCUGGCAGCGGCACGCGCUUAACAGGCGUUUGGUUUCUAGCUUCGUUUGUCUGGCUUUUGUGUACCUUGCAAAGACACACUUUAUUCAGUCAACCCCGUCUCUCCUCCUUCUUACUCCUUCUCAUAUCUGGUUCCUUGGCUCUUGUCGUGAGCAUAUUUUCAAAAUGGCUUCCGGGGUCCCAUGGUCGAUUUGAUUCUGAUGCUGUCUUAAAAGCAUCGUCCUCCUUGCCUCCUAGACCCCGUCGAUUCUACGUACCUUGUGUUAUCAUCCUCAUCGUAUUUAGACUCGAGCUUUAUUACAGAGUCGUGCAUGAUUUCCAAUGUUCCACCGCAGGCAUUGAGGCAUUUUUGCCGUUGUCAUUAACAGCGUACCGAUUCUUCUCUUAUCGUGCACCGCAAGUAGAGUCAGAUGAACCCGAAGAGAUGUGGGGAAAUCUCAUGGAAGACAUCGUGGCAUGGUUUACGGCCUCUCCUUUCAUGUUGCUGUUUGGGGCUGCUCUGCUCAGCUAUGGCGCGUUUUUGGCUGGUAGCUCUACCAUGCGAUCCACAUACUUCUGUUCGUCUUUAGUCGAUCAAGGAGCAAUUGUCGUCUUAGCCCAGUUGGUUGGUCUUCUCAUGGAAACAACUAUCAUCAUCCUAUUAUGGAGAGUGUUGUCCUGGGCGCGAACGACUAAGAGUCGCCUGCGGAUCCUUGGUGAUAUUCUGAUAAUCUCUUCGUUUGCGACCUGCAUUCCUUCAGUAAUGAGCCAGCCCUCGAGGCUCCUUGACGGUGUCAAUCCUAUUUAUAUCUUCGACACAUUGAGUACCGGCAUGAUUGUGGCUGUUCUGGUCAUAUCCACGUCCCUAAUGAUAUGCGAUACCUCGCCACUUGAACCCGUUACGAUUGCUACCCUUGUAUAUAGUAUUUUUUCUGGCGUUGGUAAUUUGCUUCUCGUCGGCACAUACCAGCAAACAUCUGCAGCUCAGCCACUAGCAAUGUUGGGAACAACCUCGCUGGGGUUUAUUAUCUUCAUAUACGCUAACAAUAUGCGCUCGGUUAUCUUCAUACGACGGGUGUUGCUCCUUCUGUUAUUAUUGAGCAUUCUAAUUUCCUCAGCCAUUUACACCUCCAUAACGCCGAAGGUAUUUACUCGUCACCCUGUCGAUGAUCUUGUCUAUAAAAACCGGAUAGAAGCAGAUCGAUGGCUACGGCAUGCAACCGUUAGCACAACUUUGAAGCUCGCAGUGAAGGAAUACGAAGAAAGACACCAUGGGCGUAAACCUCCUCGGAAUUUUGAAAAAUGGUUUGAGUUUGCUCGUCAGAGGAAAUCGGUCGUCAUUGACAAAUUUGAUCAGAUAGAGAAGGAUGUAUCUCCGUUCUGGGGUUUACAACCGCAAAAGAUUCGAGACGGGCUUGAUUUCCUCAAGAGUCAGUCCAAUAUUGGCAUCAUUAGUAUUGCCAACGGCAAAGUAUCUCACAAUAAUCCGGCUGAUCCUUCGCAACAAAGAACACUCGAUGGAAUCAUUACUCUAAUCUCAAGUUUUGCAGAGCAUCUGCCAGCGAUGGAUAUUGCCAUCAAUAUGCAGGAGAGGCCAAGGGUUUUAGUCCCUUGGAAUUCGAUAAAAUCCGACACCUCUACAGGGAGAGGUAUCAGAACCAAUAAGCAAAUGUCACCGGCGCAUCAAACUCAAUCCCCUAUCGCAGCUCACCGAUUUCAGCACCUCGAAGCCCUCGCCUGCCCUCCCGGCUCACCAAGCCGCAGUGGUGAGAACUGGGAUGUAAGAGACUUUUGUGCCUCGUGUACAUCUCCUCACAGUAAAGAGCAGUUCCUCGAUGAUUGGCAAAUGGCACUUGACCCUUGCCAUCAGCCAGACUUGUUCCAUCUUCACGAGUUUUAUACUACUCCCCAUCGAUUCGAUCUCUAUCAAGAGCUUAUACCCCUCUUCAGUGGGUCGAAAACGGCAGGGUUUAGUGAUCUCUUGAUCCCUCUGCCCCGAAGUGAGCCGGACGAAUAUUAUGAUAGUAGAACUUUUGAUCAAAAACAAGACCUUGUCUUGUGGCAGGGUGAUGCCAAAGAUGUACCAAUGGUCACUCACGAACUUCUCCACGGAAGCCAUAGAUUGCGCUUGGUACACCUUGUCCAGAAUGCCAAAGCGACGGACAAAAUUCCCAUGCUAUUAGGAAUCGGAGCGGGCAAGAACAGCAGGUUUCGCUACGAACACGUGCCCGUCACGGAGGGAAAUAGUAUUUUACCUCUUCAAAUAACGUUGACCGGACCACCCGAGGGUUGUAAAGAUGUGAACUGCGAGUUUCUACGGCGUGAGUUUGGAUUAAAGCUGCUAAACACCGAGGUGGAAGGUCGAUAUGUAAUGCUACUCGACACCAGCGACGGACCACCACCAGACCUACUCCCAGUUUUACGAUCAAACAGCGUACCGGUUCUUUCCUCUAUAUUCCACCAGUGGUUCACGGAGCGGUUGAUGCCCUGGGUGCAUUUCAUCCCCAUCGAUACGCGGUACCACGCUUUGCACAGCACGAUGUCCUAUUUUAUCGGCUUGGAUGGUCGCGGCACGCUCAACGGACGGAAACAAAUCACACCGGGUCGAACAGAGGAUGCUCGAUGGAUCGCUCAACAAGGUCGCAAAUGGGCAGAGAAAGCAAUAAGAAGAGAAGACAUGGAAGUGUACUUGUUUAGGCUGUUGCUGGAAUGGGGGCGAGUGAUCGAUGACGAUCGGGAUAAUAUGAACUUCAUACUAAAAGGAUAG